UCCUUCUUCCUUCUCAAUAGUGCGUGCGGUCUGCGACUGCGACAGACUUGUUCGGAUUCCAUUGCUAGCGAAAUGGACGCCGUAAUGUUCGUCGUCAAUUCGUAGUCCUAGUUUAAGGGUGCUGUAAUCAGUGCUCUUUUUUAUAACAAGACCUUUAUUUACUAUCCAUUCAAAUAAUUAGUUUAACUUCUUAACAUGUCUUUCCCUUCAAAUUAAAUAUUUGUCAUUUAUUUUGGCAUGGCGGUCAUUGGUAGGAAGUUGCGGUGAUUGAGAACCCUUGGUGUUAAAGUCGUAAAUUUGUGUGUUAUUUUUAACUCGAUUAACUAAUUUAUAUAUUUUAAAUUUAUAAGCAGUUAAAGUUAUAAUCAUGGUGAAAGAGAAGCCAGGUUCUACAAGGAUCUAUGACGAGGAUGGGUUCAGGAGACGGGCUGCAUGCAUUUGUGUGAGAAGCGAAUCUGAAAACGAGGUGCUUCUAGUGACAUCUUCACGACAGCCGGACCACUGGAUUGUGCCAGGGGGCGGAGUGGAGCCUGAGGAGGAACCGAGGACAACUGCCAUACGCGAGGUGGAGGAGGAAGCAGGUGUCAUUGGGAAGCUGGGCCGAUGUCUUGGCGUCUUCGAGGUGAGAAAUGAUGAACGCAAGCACAGGACAGAAGUGUUUGUGAUGGUCGUCACUGAAGAACUGCCCGAGUGGGAGGACUCCCGGAACAUUGGCCGACAACGCAAGUGGUUCACUCUGGACGAAGCUCUGAAGCAACUCUCUCUCCACAAGCCUGUACAGCUGACGUACCUUGAGAGCCUCCGACCCAGAGUAACAUAAACAUCCGUCUCAUCUCGUCACGCUCCACUAUCCUGCCUCAUUCUUUAGUUGCAUCUUAAAAUUCAAACCCUAAUCGACCACAAACGAUAAUUUCUGGCUAGCCUCAUCUCAAUAUUAUUUAACAUAACUUUACUUCUUACAUUUCACUUUAUUUUUACGGUGUUUCUUUAGGUAGUAUGACAAAAAAAAGGCAACAAUCUCAUUAGCUCUUGUCUAUUUGUUUCUUUAGGUGUAUCCCUUCUGCUUUGUGUAUCUGUUAGGUUCUCUUGAUUCUGCCAAUGCGACUCCCUGCAAGAUCCUUCUACUUUCCUAUUUUUAGACAUAAAUUGACUAAUGUAAUGAAUCUUAGGGAUCGCAAGGUACCCUAGAAUGAAUGGACUGUAUCUCUUUACUGAAUAAAAUGUGUCUUUGUA
Molecule: messenger RNA, 1233 nt
Organism: Macrosteles quadrilineatus (aster leafhopper)
Lineage: Eukaryota; Metazoa; Arthropoda; Insecta; Hemiptera; Cicadellidae
Gene: Aps
Product: diphosphoinositol polyphosphate phosphohydrolase 1
Exons: 4
Coding region: 368-820 (150 amino acids)
Biological process (GO): diadenosine hexaphosphate catabolic process; diphosphoinositol polyphosphate metabolic process; diadenosine pentaphosphate catabolic process
Cellular component (GO): cytoplasm; nucleus
Molecular function (GO): bis(5'-adenosyl)-pentaphosphatase activity; diphosphoinositol-polyphosphate diphosphatase activity; endopolyphosphatase activity
Source: RefSeq, a predicted model, not a curated record